ACUAGUCACGUGUGAUGUCAUUCAAGCAAUAAGACGUCAGUAAACAUGGAGGUGGGUGUCACUGGUCCUUUCAACGAGCUGCCCAUAGAGCUUCUUGUCAUCAUCUUCAGGGAACUGUCCAAUAAAGAUAGGGGUUCCUGCUGUCAAGUCUGUAAAAGAUGGAGAGAGGCAAUCAUCUCUGUGCCCUCCAUGUGGCACAAGGUCGAGGUCACUGUCCAUCCUGGCUGGAACUGGAGAAACACCAUUUCAUUUUUUGGUCACAAAGACUCCAGAUUGUACCUCCAUGUCAGACACCUUGUACUCAACUUGGAAAGAAGAGCACAAGGACCACAAACUGUUUAUGCGCCUCAGGCAAACGCUGUUCUCAGCUCAGUGUCCAAACUGUUGCGAGCCUUGCCUCAUGCCAUGACACUGAGAAGUUUCUCUUUCUCGGGUUUCAAGUAUUACAAUGCUAGUAAAGACUGGAAAAGUCGUGUCAUCUGUGACCUAUGUAAAUUUCUGACACGUCAGAGAAGAUUUUUAGAGGAAGUCAGCUUCACAUCUCUGGAGCUGCUGUCGAAGCCUAGCAGCGGGAGGCUGCUCAUGGCGGUUGCUGCCACAGAUGAGGAGGCAGGCGAGAGCAAAGUCAAGCGCUUGUCUCUGACAAAAAUGUUGCAUAUAACCGCCACACCAGGCAGGGCUUUCGUUAAAGCCAUAGAACGAUUUUCGUAUCUAGAGCAUAUCGAAAUCACAUUCGAGCAUCUGACCGAUGAGAUAAUCAAGACCCUGGUGUUUGCCUGCCCUCUCCUGAGACGGCUUACGAUUUUGUUUGAUUUUAGUGUUCAACCCUAUCUUAAAGACCAUCUCUCCCUGCUGAUUUGGAAUGAAGUUGUGGACAAGAACCCUGACUUGCGGGUCGUGUUGUGGCUCAUGGUGGGGGAUAGCGUAUGUAGCUACCUCAUGAACCAGAGCAUGUAUCUGAUUCAAAUACCCGUCGAGGGACUCAUUGUCGAUGUCUCCAGUCUGAACACCAUCACGCCUGUUGUAAAUUGUUACCUCGACACGAUGGCCAAUCAAUUCGGAAACUACCUAGCUUUCCUGGAGUGGUCGUGUGUGGUGCGGGGCAGGUGGUGCUAUGGCCAAGCUCUGGUGACGCUAGUGAGCACGUGUCCCAGACUGGUGUCCAUCUCAAUGAAGAAUAUCCUUCUAGAUCUGGAAACGGCGACAGCCAUCAGUGCCUUCAGCAACAAUAAUGAGCGAGGGAAGAUAAAGCUUCGAGUGGGAGGAAUCUGUGUCAGCAGGGAGGCAUCAUCCAAUGCACUGGAAGAAGGCAUUCGACAGUUGAAGGACAGUCUCGAUCUUCAAAUAUUUAUGUAAGACCAAGCUUCUUGAAAAAAGUUAAAGUGCGAAAAAAUAAUUGUAAGACAAUCAAACAGGACCACGAAGUGAUUAGAAGAGCAUGCUGAUGUCUAAGUCGGUAAAAAUGAAGCUGUCAAUGAUCAGACUUCUGUAGAACACAUACCAUGGGUUACAUCUUUGAUAACACAUUUAAUUUAGAAAGUAUAUAUCUGUGUGAAACUAUAUAAACUCACAGUUUACACACUUCAUUUAACAAGUAUAUGAAUAUGUGAGGAUGCUCACAGUUACACAUUUCCUGUAGAGGGCGCGCAUGUCAGUGAUUGAAGGAUGGAUCAGUCUAGAAGUGUUUGUCAUGGUAAGAACUUCGCCCUGAGAAGUCUUAUUUUUUAUACUUUGUUUACACCCAAUGAAAUGACAUUUUAUCAUUUCUAUCUCCGAAGAAGUUUACUAGGUACUUAAUAAAGGAUCCGUAUGAAGUGUGA
This is a messenger RNA of Pomacea canaliculata, 1820 nucleotides long. RefSeq lists its product as uncharacterized. NCBI's taxonomy places the organism in Eukaryota, Metazoa, Mollusca, Gastropoda, Architaenioglossa, Ampullariidae. The record is from RefSeq and is a predicted model, not a curated record. The transcript has 4 exons. Gene Ontology annotation, molecular function: protein binding. The coding region runs from base 46 to 1356 and encodes 436 amino acids.